Erigeron canadensis is the source of this 2537-nucleotide messenger RNA. Its product is annotated as peroxisomal fatty acid beta-oxidation multifunctional protein AIM1-like. The coding region runs from base 110 to 2284 and encodes 724 amino acids. Gene Ontology annotation, biological process: fatty acid beta-oxidation. The record is from RefSeq and is a predicted model, not a curated record. The transcript is spliced from 18 exons. Gene Ontology annotation, cellular component: peroxisome. Lineage: Eukaryota; Viridiplantae; Streptophyta; Magnoliopsida; Asterales; Asteraceae. Gene Ontology annotation, molecular function: (3S)-3-hydroxyacyl-CoA dehydrogenase (NAD+) activity; NAD+ binding.
CUUCAUAUAUAUACACACACCUAUAUAUAGUGAUCAUCUUCUUCUUUGCAUAUUGACUUUGUUAGGACUCUCUAUCACUCUGUCUGCUCAACAAACAAAAUAACCAAAAAUGGCACAGAUAUCUGUCACCAUGGAAGUUGGUUCUGAUGGUGUUGCUUUGAUCACCAUUUCUAAUCCUCCUGUUAAUGCUUUAGCUCUCCCAAUUCUUGCUGGAUUGAAAGAGAAAUUUGCAGAAGCUAUGAGAAGAGAUGAUGUCAAAGCAAUUGUUUUGACUGGGAAUAAUGGGAGAUUUUCCGGUGGAUUUGACAUCAAUGUGUUUCAGAAAGUUCACAAGACUGGAGACAUAAAUCAACUACCUGAUGUAUCUGUUUCCUUGGUAAAUAACACCCUUGAAGAUGCCAAGAAGCCCAUAGUUGCUGCUGUACAAGGACUUGCACUUGGGGGUGGCCUAGAAGUUGCAAUGGGGUGCCAUGCCCGUAUUGCAGCUCCAAAAACUCAACUUGGCUUGCCUGAACUGUCUCUCGGAGUGAUGCCAGGUUUUGGAGGUACGCAAAGACUUCCUAGGCUUGUGGGGUUGUCAAAGGCGAUUGAUAUGAUGCUGACAUCCAAACCGAUACUCUCCGAGGAAGGUGCAAAACUUGGUCUCAUUGAUGCAAUUGUACCUCCUCAAGAAUUGUUGAAUGUGUCUAGGCAAUGGGCUUUAGACAUCGCAGAAGGGCGUAGACCUUGGGUGCGUUCACUUCAUCGUAUUGACAAGAUCGGUUCCUUAUCAGAAGCACGCGAGAUAAUCAAAAAUGCUCGACAACUAGCCAAACGAACAGCUCCUAAUAUGCCACAACAUCAAGCAUGCCUUGAUGUGAUUGAGGAAGGCAUUAUUCAUGGAGGAUAUGCUGGUGUUCUUCGGGAGGUCAAGGUGUUCAAUGAGCUUGUUCUUUCAGACACAGCAAAAGGUCUUGUUCAUAUAUUUUUUGCACAACGUGCAAUUUCCAAGGUACCUAAAGUUACUGAUGUUGGUCUCAAGCCAGGGAGUGUCAAGAAGGUUGCUGUGAUUGGUGGCGGUCUAAUGGGCUCUGGAAUAGCUACCGCCCUUAUCCUUAGUAAUAUAAAUGUUGUUCUCAAGGAAGUCAACUCUGAGUAUCUGCAGAAGGGAAUAAAAACAAUUGAAGCAAAUGUUAGAAGUUUGGUUGCAAGGAAGAAGUUAGGACAGACUCAAGCUGAGAAAGCCUUGUCAAUGGUUACAGGGGUAUUAGACUACUCACAAUUUAAAGAUGUAGAUAUGGUUAUAGAGGCAGUUAUAGAGAAUGUUCCAUUAAAGCAAAAGAUCUUUAGUGAGAUUGAGAACAUAUGUCCUCCUCAUUGCAUUUUGGCAACCAAUACGUCUACCAUUGACCUCAAUUUAGUAGGACAGAAAAUUAAAUCUCAAGAUCGAGUUGUGGGCGCACAUUUCUUCAGUCCGGCUCAUGUGAUGCCUCUACUGGAAAUAGUCCGAACAGAGAAGACUUCUGCACAAGUCAUUCUUGACCUUAUGACAGUUGGGAAAAUGAUAAAGAAAUCUCCUGUUGUGGUGGGAAAUUGUACAGGGUUUGCUGUUAAUCGCACCUUCUUCCCAUACAAUCAGGGAGCACAACUUUUGCUUCAUUUAGGUGUCGAUUUUUAUAGAAUUGAUAGGCUGAUCACCAGCUUUGGACUCCCCAUGGGACCACUCCAACUUCAGGAUUUAGCUGGAUAUGGUGUAGCUGUUGCUGUAGCUAAAGAAUUUGCUACUGCUUUUCCUGAUCGCACAUUCACUGCUCCUUUAAAUGACCUUCUGAUUAAAAGUGGACGAAAUGGUAAAAAUAAUGGAAAAGGAUAUUACAUUUACGAGAAAGGUAGCAAGCCAAAGCCUGAUCCCCAAGUGCUCUCGGUUAUCGAAGAAUCUAAAAGACAAGUCAAUCUUAUUCCUGGAGGGAAGUCUAUAAAUAUCACUGAUCAAGAAGUUGUGGAGAUGGUACUGUUUCCGGUGGUGAAUGAGGCUUGUCGGGUUCUAGAGGAAGGAGUUGUGGUUCGGGCAUCUGAUCUUGAUGUUGCAUCUGUUCUUGGAAUGAGUUUUCCCUCUUACCGUGGUGGUAUUGUGUUCUGGGGAGACCUAGUUGGGGCUAAACACAUAUAUGCAAGUCUCAAAAAAUGGUCUGAAAGAUACGGAAACUUCUAUAAGCCGUCAAGAUUUCUUGAAGAAAGAGCCAAAAACGGGGUCCCACUGAGUGCUCCAUUAUCGACAUCUGCAAGUUCGAGGUCUUGUCUGUAGGCAACGGCAACACGUCAAUUAUUAUUUUACAAGAAAGAUGCUGCUUUUGUGAUUAAUAAAUAUAGUAUCUGCUGUUAAAUAAGUUUGCUUUACUAGUCGAGUUAACUAUUUGUACUUGGGUUCUUUAUCGUCUUUUUCUGGAUAUUUGUACUUGGGUUCUUUAUUUGUACUAGUCGAGUUAAAUAUAUUUGUACUUGGAAAUGUGAUUUAGCAGUUCCAUUUUCUUCUAUGUAUAUCUCUGAUUUUAGUUCCA